Micropterus salmoides (largemouth bass) is the source of this 3203-nucleotide messenger RNA. RefSeq names its product centrosomal protein 97 (gene cep97). The record is from RefSeq and is a predicted model, not a curated record. The transcript has 11 exons. The coding region runs from base 58 to 2547 and encodes 829 amino acids. Gene Ontology annotation, molecular function: protein binding. Lineage: Eukaryota; Metazoa; Chordata; Actinopteri; Centrarchiformes; Centrarchidae.
UUAUAGGCCCAUUUUGGUAGCGUAUUCCUUUCUUUCUAUACUACAGCCUGGCUGGCAAUGGGAAACAAUGAGGAUUGUAGUCUUUUCAAGCCACAACAGACGCUACUCCGAAAUGAGCGGGACGGCCUGCUUGAACUACAUUUCCCAGAACCUCUUUGGUUUAGCCGUUUGACAAGCGACAUACGUUUCUUGUCUUUCAUACGAGGACCUGUGGUGGAUCUUUCAUCGCGGGGUAUGCAAAAGCUGGAUCCUAGUUUCACCUGCUCUGAGGACACUCACACUCUCAUCCUGGACCGUAACCACAUAAUGAAACUGGACCAUCUUGAAAGGAGCCCAGGCCUUCAGCAGCUAUCUGUAGCCAGUAACCGUCUGGUGAGAAUGAUGGGCGUGUCUCGCUUAACAGAGUUGAGAGUCCUCAAUCUUCCCAAUAACAGUAUUGGAUACAUCGAGGGGCUAAGAGAUCUAACACAUCUCAAAUGGCUCAACCUGUCUGGGAACAACAUUAAGGUCAUUGAGCAACUCAACAACUGUGUUUCCCUUCAACACCUGGAUCUAUCUGACAAUAACAUAUCUACUAUUGGUGAUCUGACUAAACUGUUGGCAUUAAAGACACUGUUACUCCACGGAAACAGCAUUACAACACUUCGUACUGUUCCUGCUCACCUACCUGCCCAUUUAUCUAUUCUCUCCCUGGCAGAAAACGAGAUAAGGGAUCUUAAUGAAAUGUCAUACUUGGCACCUCUCCAUGACCUGGAGCAGUUGUCCAUUAUGAGCAACCCUUGUGUUAUGGCAACCCCCUCGUUGCCAGGUUUUGAUUAUCGGCCAUAUAUCACAAGCUGGUGCCUGAGUCUAAAGGUCCUGGAUGGUUAUGUGGUGUCACAGAAAGAAGGUCUCAAAGCAGAGUGGCUCUACAGUCAGGGGAAAGGACGCUCAUAUCGACCAGGUCAGCAUGUUCAGCUGGUUCAGUACCUGGCCACUGUUUGCCCUCUGACGUCAUCACCAGCCCUGGAGACAGCAGAAGAUGCCAAACUGGAGAAGAUCCUCAGUAAGCAGAGGUUUCACCAGAGGCAGCUUUUAGAGGAGACCCGGGGAGGCUGUCCUAGUCCUCCUCGUCCAACUCAACUUGAUGUGGAGAGGCACAGUCCUUUACAUGCUGUCCCACAGGGGGGAGCCAGAGAGGCGAAGAAAGUCAGUGCUCCUGCACCAGCUGCUUCUCCAUCAGUCCGGGAGAUGGGUAAGAAGGCUGCUUUGUCACUCUAUGGGGCAAUUCCAGUGGACAUCAUGGAGCCAAUUGUGCAGUUUAACACCUGGGUGAGCUGUGAUUCUUCCCACCCAUCACUGCCUGUAGUGCGCAGCCCAAGGCUCGUAGAUGAGCACAUCUAUUUGGAGGAUGCGCAGACAGAUGAGGACAAACUCAAUGGCAGCAUGCUGUCCUCAGAGUCCACCUUUAUCCCCUUCACCUCUGAUCUGGAGCCACAAACGACCCACUCUGACAGCGAGGAUGAGACCGAGACAUUUGAACCUGAUUCCCUGGCUCCAAAGCGGCCAGCACAGCCCAAAAAGCACAACACAAGCAAGACACAUCAUUCGCCCCCAGUGGAUAAGCAAGAGAGGGGUCAUGAGGAAAUUAUUAUUUCUGAUGCAGCCACAACAGCUGGAACAAUGAGGGUCAGAGUUAGCACACCACAAAAUGAUCUGGAAACAUCUUCUGACUCUGGUAGAGCAGAGAUGAAAGAAGCCCCCAAGCAGGAAGAAGUUGCUAUGAGUGAAUCAGGUUUGAUGGAAGCAGACAGGGCAGCGGUUAAAAUACAGUCAUGGUGGAGGGGACAGCACACUCGGUGUUGUCACCCCAUGGCCAGAGAAGUACGAAGUGAAAUCCGCCUACACAGGAUGCAAGAACACAUCCUCUUCCUGUCUGAAAAAUUCGACAGGAUGCAGCAGCAGUAUGAAGAAGAAAGGUUACAAAGGCUGGUUCAGGAGGAAGCUGUAAAGUUUCUCUGGAAACAGCUCCAGUCGAUGCAGCAGUGGAAACAGUCUGUGGAGCAGCAGCUGGCCUGUAUUGCUCAGCCCGUCGCCCCGGUCCAGAUCUCAGCUCCUGGACUAUGUGAGGCUGCCCUGCCUGUUGCAUCCAGCACGACAAACCCUCCCAGCAUGACGAACCUUCCCAGCACCGACGUCUCCUUCCCUGACUCUGGCUUCCAGCCAACAAGUGAUCAGCAGGCAGCGCAGGAGGACAGCUUCCUGAGCAGUGGGACCACAGACUCUAUGAAGACGGUGAGAGCACUAAGCCCUGUUCGUAGCGGCUUUGCUGGUGGUAGCAAUGGUGCGGACAGCGCAGACUGCAGCCUGCUGGAGCAGUACCUCUCCUCUGUACAGCAGCGGGAGGAGGAGGCUGAGGAGGUUGUCAGUGAUAGAACAGAAACGCCACUGCUCUCCUCACCAAUAUCCCCCAGCAAAUCAGCACAGUCAAAUUCCCCUCCGCAGAACGCAGCAGAUAACCAAUCAGAAGUGCAAAGAACAGAGGAAACCAUUCCUGGCCCUGUCUGAGAGUCACCUGAGAGACCCCUGUACAGAACUACUGAGUGUAAACUGGCACUGACUAUAGGAUCAAUCUGCACUGCUUCCUCUUGAGACUUUUGGUAUGUCUGACUACUGCACUCUUAUUGAUUACUGACCCAGAUCUCAAAUGGCUGUGCACUUACCUUAGUUUAUCAAGACUAAACCCAGGACGGGCUUAAAAACAAUACCUUACUGUGAAUGUAACAAGAUUUUUUAUACUUCCACUACUUGGAUCUGUUCUGUUAUUUAAUGGACAUUUUCUGCCCAGUGUAAAGACGAUGAUUGUGAUGUAGCUUCAGAAGGUAUUGAUAGCAAGCAAUUGUUUUAUGAGGAAAUACAGUGAGUAGGUUGCUACCUCUACUGAUUAAAAGACCAGGCAUAUAACCUGUUCUCUUCUAUAUCUAUCAGUAUCCACUGCACUGAAUAUAUGUGAUAAACUACAAGUAAUCCCAUUAGGAGUGUGUGUUUAACCAUAGUGAACUUGUAACCACAGACAUACUAUACAUGAAACAACAAGCAUACUAUCUAUUAUCACAUAGUAGUAAUAGCUCAACUGUUUUGAUCAACUUUACAUUACCUGAAAAUGUUGUAGCAUCUUUAUCUUCUUAAAACAUGCAAAUAAAUCUGCAAUUAUUGUUUUCCAA